CUAAGCCAAAAAUGUACCCAGUAGUGUAAAAAAGAAUAAACCGCCAGUUUAGUGAUACAUUGUAGUAAUAACAAGACAUAGGGGUGAAAACAACUGAGGAUAUACAUGUAGUAAAUUUGAUAAUGUAGACAGCCUAAAGAUGGUCAUAGAAAAUAAAGCAGAGUCUCUAGAUAAAGACAAUCGUUAUUUGAGAUUGAAGAACAGCCAAGGAAAGAGUGUCAGUAUUGUAAGAGAAGUCUAUAGGAGAGAAAAUAUACCAUGUCAGAGUAGUUUAUGUCUUGGAGUUUGCAAUGUGGGAAUAGAUGACUCUGAUUUGCUACCUUCCAAUGUGACACACUAUAUAAUCCCAGAUUGUCAAGUUGCCAGAGAAUACCUUGAAGUUUUUGAAGCACCAGAAAUUCAUGGAAUAAUUUUUACACAGACAGCUGAACACUGUAUACAGUAUGAAGGAAGCAAGAAUCAUCACAAUAGAUUUAAAAGAUUGGUAAAGGAUAAGACAAAAGGUGCUGUUAUAUUUCAUAAUGAAUUCCAGAAGUAUGCAUACUGUGAACGGGAAUCUGGAGAAUCAAACUCAGCUUGGCAGUCCAGAAGUACAUUCAAGGCUGCAGAAUGGUUCUUCAAUCAUCUAGCUGGUCAGUUACCAGUAGUCAUGGUGACAAAUGAUGAUAAGAUAAUAGAAGAGUAUGGAAGCAAGAUAAUCAAUGUACAUGUGAUGAAACUAGGAGAAUAUUUACAAACUUUCUGGAAGCAGGCUAACACAUCUUUAAUGGAUUUAUUUGAAUCUCUGACUGCAUCUGUCCAGAGUAAAACUAAAAAAAAGGGAUAUAGUGGAUACCUUCCCACAGAUGUACUUGAAGCAGGACUUAAAACUGGAAGAUAUAUUCAAGGUCAUAUGAAUGUCAACAAAAGUAAUGCCUCAGAAGAGGCCUUUGUUAGAAGGAAAAGAGAAGAAUCAAAAGAGGAUUCAGGAUCUGACAUUUUAAUCCAUGGUAUGUCCAGCAGAAACAGAGCUGUACAUGGGGAUGUUGUUGUUGUAGAAUUGUUACCAAGGUCAGAAUGGAAAGGAAGGUCAAACGUCAUCAAAGAAACCACAGAAUCAACAAGUGAAUCUAAGACGUCAAAAGAUGAUGAAGAAUCAGAAGACAAUGGUGAUAUCAUGCCCACUGGUUAUGUUGUGGGUAUAACACAGAGGAACUGGAGAGAAUAUGUGGCUGCCUUUGCUCAAGAUGAGAAAACAGGGCAGAAAGGAGGAAAAGUGCUUGUUAUCCCAUGGGAUUAUAGAAUCCCUAAGAUAAGAAUAAGCACAAGACAGGUUGAGAAGUUAAAGGAUGACAGAAUCAUUGUAAGAAUUGACUCAUGGGAUAUAGACUCACAAUAUCCAAAUGGACAUUUUAUAAGAAGUCUUGGUAAAAUUGGAGAACUGGAAACAGAGAUAUCUGCCAUUCUGAUAGAAAAUAACAUUAGUGUCCCACCAUUCUCAGAUGCUCAGAUGAAAGAAUUACCUGUAGACACACCUGAAAACCCUUGGAAGAUAGAAGAUGUAGAACUAAAGAAGAGAAGAGAUCUCCGUGAUAGCCAUUUGAUUUUCAGUAUAGAUCCCAAAGGCUGUGAAGAUGUCGAUGAUACAUUGUCAGUUCGUCAUUUAGAAAACGGUAAUAUUGAGUUAGGAGUCCACAUUGCUGAUGUUACCCACUUUGUAAAGCCAGGAUCUCUGACUGAUCAGGAGGCUAAGAAAAGAUCAACAACUGUUUACCUAGCAGAUAGAAGAUAUGAUAUGUUACCUGGGAUACUUAGUGCUAACCUGUGCUCACUAAUUAGUGGGGUAGACAGGUAUGCAGUGAGUGUUAUCUGGGAGUUAGAUUCAAAAUAUGAAGUAGUGGAUGUAUGGUAUGGGAAAACAAUUAUAAGAUCACAAUAUAAACUAUUUUAUGAGCUUGCUCAGUUAGUGCAUGAUGGAGCCUCCAAAGCUGAGAUUGUAGACAAUGUACCAGAACUUCAGGAUUUAUCAGGAGAACAGUUAGCAACAAAAAUAGAUGAGUUGGUAUUAGCUGUUAAUCAAUUGAUGACCAUAGCAAGGCAACUGAAGAGAAAGAGGGUCAGAGGAGGGGCAUUAGAACUAGAAAGUGUUGAAGUUCAAGUUCAGUUGUCUGAGACAAAAAGUGUGGAGGAUCUUACCCCAAAAGAUCAUAUGGAGAUACAUGAUACUAUAGCUGAAUGUAUGAUAUUUGCCAACCAUUGGGUCGCUAAGAAGAUAGCAGAAUCAUUUUCUCAGUGUGCAUUACUUAGACAUCACCCUUUACCAAGAGACAACCAAUUUGGAAAUUUGAAGAGCUGUGCUGAAGUGAAAGGAUUUGCAGUUGACAUCAAUUCUAAUAAAACAUUGGCAGAAUCAUUAGAUAAAUGUGUAGACCCUGCAGAUAGUAUUGUUAAUAAGUUAUUGAGAACACUGGCGACACAGGCCAUGUCCAAUGCAGCAUAUUUCUCAACAGGAUCUUUGCCUAAUGACCAGUUCUUCCAUUAUGGUCUUGCUUUAGACCUCUAUACUCAUUUUACAUCACCAAUCAGAAGAUAUGCAGAUGUUGUUGUUCACAGACAAUUGAUGGCUGCAGUUGAAGCAGCAGAUAAGCUAGAGAUACCAGGAAACAAAGAGUUGAGUGAAUUGAGUGAUCAUAUCAAUCAAAAACACAGGGCCUCACAGUAUGCCCAGAGAGAUUCACAAGAACUAUUCCAAUGUCUCUAUUUUAAAGGCAGAGAUUCCAAUGAUAAAUGUUGCAUUGUGGAUGCAGUCAUCUUUCAACUGAGGAAUAACGGUGUUUAUGUAUUUAUUCCAAGGUAUGGAAUUAAAGGACCUGUUUAUCUGAGGAGUAAAGAUGGACAAGUGAUUCAUGUACAACCUGGGGUUGAACCAGAGUGGACAGGUGGCACUAUACAGAGAACUGACCACUCCAUUAUUGUCAACAAUAUGUAUGAUUCCCAGACUUAUACAUUACUUGACCAUAUCACUGUGAGAAUAUCAUUAAAAGAUUCCAGAGCUCACUCACUUUCUGUCAGACUGGAGUUAUUGUAUAACACACCACAUAUAUCACUUUCUCAACAGGAUGAAAUGGCAAAAAAACAAAAAGCAGCAAUCAUCAAGGAAGUAUCUGAAGCAGCAGAAGAAAGUCGCUUAGCCAUAUUGUCAAAUGACCUUGGAGCCAAUUUUGACAAAUUGAAAGAAGAAUAUGGACAGACGUCUGCCAAGCACAGUUUAUAUCAUAUGUUUGAAUCUUUUAAGGAAACAGCCUUAAAAACUUCAUGACCAAUAUUAAUAUAUGGAAA
Messenger RNA from Mytilus trossulus (common blue mussel), 3318 nucleotides. RefSeq names its product DIS3-like exonuclease 1. The coding region runs from base 140 to 3298 and encodes 1052 amino acids. The transcript is spliced from 23 exons. NCBI's taxonomy places the organism in Eukaryota, Metazoa, Mollusca, Bivalvia, Mytilida, Mytilidae. The record is from RefSeq and is a predicted model, not a curated record. Gene Ontology annotation, molecular function: RNA binding; 3'-5'-RNA exonuclease activity. Gene Ontology annotation, biological process: rRNA catabolic process. Gene Ontology annotation, cellular component: cytoplasmic exosome (RNase complex).